AUGGCUUUAACCCUUUCUUCCCCUACAUCUUGUCCUCUUUCAUGGGUCGGCGAGAUUUUUGUCGGGCGAAAAAAAGGGUCUUUAGUCUUUGAAAGUUCGAAUCUUGAGAGUUCAGAAAUCUCGGGCUUCCCUUUAUCUCCUGAAGAAAGCGGCUGGCAUCGGGAGAAUUUUCUUCCUCGUGCUGCAUGCCAAGAAGAGAUCAACACCGUCGACGCAACGGAUUUUUGCGGCGAAAAAGGGAAUAAUGAGAAAUCUGCAGGCAUUUUCACGGUUGUUGAUGAUAUAGUAAGCCAUGAAGGGAAUAUCAUGAAAGAAAAGGUACGUAGUAUUAAAGGUGUUUUGUUGGGUGAUAUAAUCCAAGGAUCGGAUUCUUUGGAAAUGGUGAAUUUUGGAAGCGCCAGGGCGGCCGCUCUCAAGGUGAGAAAGAGGCCGUCCAAGCUGGUUGUGCCGGCGUAUAGCGGCGAGAUGGAAUUUGGUGAAAUGCGUCGGAAGUUGACGAAUAAGGAAUUUGAGGUGGAAGGGAGAAAUUUCGUUUUGGCAAGCAAGAAAGGAAGAAGAACGACGGUCAUGGAAGAUGGGUAUGGUGUUAUGCUUGAUAUUCUCGGAGAUCCCAAGCAGGCACUUUUUGCUGUGAUUGAUGGACAUGGAGGUCAUGCAGCGGCAGAUUAUGUUGCUGAAAAUUUGGGAAGGAACAUUGUGAAAUACAUCGGAGAGGAAGAUCGGCUAGAACAGGCUAUCCGUAGAGGUUACUUGGCCACAGACAAGGAAUUUCUUAGCCAGGGAGUAAGCAGUGGAGCUUGUGCAGCUAGCGUGCUGUUGAAGGAAGGAGAGUUACAUGUAGCAAAUGUUGGUGAUUGCAGAGUAGUUUUGAGUAGAAAAGGAUUAGCUACUGCACUGACAAACGAGCACCGUCUCAGUAGAGAAGACGAGCGGCGUCGUAUUGAAAGCUCCGGUGGUUUUGUGAAUUGCUGCAAUGGAGCUUGGAGAGUUCAAGGGACGCUUGCAGUGUCAAGAGCCAUCGGGGAUUUGCAUUUGAAACAAUGGAUCAUAUCGGAACCGGAGAUUAAAAAGCUCCGUCUAACUUCCGACUGCCAGUUCUUGAUUAUGGCUUCUGAUGGACUGUGGGAUAAGGUAAAUGAUCAGGAGGCAGUUGAUGUGGUUUUGAGAGAGAAGAAUAUGUUGAUGUCUUGCAAAAAGCUUGUCGAUAUGUCUUGUAGCCGAGGAAACAUGGAUGACAUAACUGUUAUGGUCAUCAAUCUUCAAAAUUUUGUGUAG
This is a messenger RNA of Corylus avellana, 1275 nucleotides long. Its product is annotated as putative protein phosphatase 2C 2. Lineage: Eukaryota; Viridiplantae; Streptophyta; Magnoliopsida; Fagales; Betulaceae. Gene Ontology annotation, molecular function: protein serine/threonine phosphatase activity. The record is from RefSeq and is a predicted model, not a curated record. Gene Ontology annotation, biological process: protein dephosphorylation.